UUCCGGCCCAGCCUUACCUCUUUUCUCCCUGAGUAAAGAUGGCGGACGAAGCCACUCGGCGGGUCGUCGCUGCGUUGCCGCUGCUAAAAACCAACGCCGGUCCGCGGGAUCAGGAACAGUGGAUCCAGCGGUUGAAGGAGGAGUACCAAGCGCUCAUUAAGUACGUGGAGAACAACAAGAAUGCCGAUAACGAUUGGUUCAGGUUGGAAUCCAACAAGGAAGGUACCAGGUGGUUUGGAAAGUGCUGGUACAUCCACAAUCUCUUGAAAUACGAAUUUGCUGUUGAGUUUGAUAUUCCAGUUACUUAUCCAUCUACUGCACCAGAAAUUGCUAUUCCAGAACUGGAUGGCAAAACAGCCAAAAUGUACAGGGGAGGCAAGAUAUGCCUGACGGACCAUUUCAAGCCCUUGUGGGCUAGGAACGUACCAAAAUUUGGACUAGCCCACCUCAUGGCCUUGGGGCUGGGACCAUGGCUAGCUGUAGAGAUUCCUGAUCUCAUAUCCAAGGGGCUGAUUGAACACAAAGACAAAUGAAGCCCCCAUCUCACUAAUUCUAAGACCCUCCGGCAUUCGGAUCCAUGAUCUUGACUGUCAUAUAUUUCUGUGUCUUAAUUUUUUCUUGUGGGUUGCUAGCAAAAUUGUGUGUUGCGUCUCUGUAACGAAACAAAUGAAGAAAAACAAAAUAACCCCGUUGAUCUGUUACCAUUUCUCGGAGUUCACCAAGAUGGAUAUCACCCUGUUUAUUUAUUUAACAAAAAAUAUUUAACAAAAAUACCAACAUGCCAAUCUUUCAGGGCAUUAGAAACCAACCACAAGUUGUAUGCUGCUUUUUUGAAAGUUGUUUAAAAGUUCAUUGAAAACAUAGAAUAUAAAGAACUUAAAACAAGACCGGAUGGAUUGACCUCUCAAAGAAAACAACUGAAGGUUUUCGUCCAACUUAACACUGUAAAAAAAUAGCUGGAUUGUAUAAAACGCCCGAGAUCACAUUUCUGAUUUGCAAAUAAAUUCUUUAGUUUGUGCUG
Pseudonaja textilis is the source of this 1021-nucleotide messenger RNA. RefSeq names its product ubiquitin-fold modifier conjugating enzyme 1 (gene UFC1). Gene Ontology annotation, cellular component: cytoplasm. Gene Ontology annotation, molecular function: UFM1 conjugating enzyme activity. Gene Ontology annotation, biological process: protein K69-linked ufmylation. Lineage: Eukaryota; Metazoa; Chordata; Lepidosauria; Squamata; Elapidae. The record is from RefSeq and is a predicted model, not a curated record.